AUGCUGUCGCAAACCGUGAGCCGGAUAGGCCUGGGGCUGCCUCAGCUGCGCCAAUGCAGCAUCCUACCCGGGCGGGCCGUCUCGAGCACGCCUCGGCGUGUGGCCCUCCCGCAGCCGCCGUACCCUGUGCCCUUCUGCCGCCUGCCCGCCGCUCGCCGUCUAUAUAGCUCCGGCCAGCCGUCUCCUCCUCCUCCGCUGCCGCCCACCAAACCGCCGCGAGCGUCUGUCCGGGAUGCGCCCGACGCUAAACCAACAGUCGCGAGCCCGGCCGCCGUCAAAGGCGAUGUGCUUCACGAAGAUAUAUACACGAUCCCGAAUUUCCUGACGCUCACGCGACUCAUCGCCGCUCCCGUCGUCGGCUACCUGGUCCUCCACGACGCACAUGCCUGGGCCGUGGGCCUCUUUGCCUAUGCCGGCGUGACCGACCUUCUCGAUGGCUGGAUUGCGAGACGCUGGAACCGCAAAACCGUUGUCGGGACAGUCAUCGACCCCAUGGCGGACAAGGCCCUGAUGACCAUCUUGACCGUCUGCCUCGCCAUUAAGGGUGCCCUGCCUCUCUGGGUGGCGACCAUCAUUCUAGGAAGAGAUGUUGGGCUCGGCAUAGCCGCCAUCUACUACCGCUGGAUCUCGCUGCCGCCGCCCAAGACGUUUGCGCGGUACUGGGACUUCUCCUUGCCGUCUGCCGAGGUGCGUCCGACCACCAUCAGCAAGUACAACACCUUCCUUCAGCUAGCGCUUGUCGGUCUGACGACCGCGGCGCCCCUUGUGAGCGCCGACAUGACGCCGGCCCUCACACUUCUGCAGUACGUGCUCGGCCCCCGCGACCUCCAUCUUUCUUGCUUUCCGUACGUCGUGGCAGCAACCACGGUGUGGAGCGGCGCGAGCUAUGUCUACAGCAAAGACGCGGUGAAGAUUCUUAAAUAG
Purpureocillium lilacinum is the source of this 924-nucleotide messenger RNA. RefSeq lists its product as uncharacterized. Gene Ontology annotation, cellular component: membrane; mitochondrion. The record is from RefSeq and is a predicted model, not a curated record. Gene Ontology annotation, molecular function: cardiolipin synthase (CMP-forming) activity. NCBI's taxonomy places the organism in Eukaryota, Fungi, Ascomycota, Sordariomycetes, Hypocreales, Ophiocordycipitaceae. Gene Ontology annotation, biological process: cardiolipin biosynthetic process.